GCCACAAUCUCAUCUCUUCUCUUCUCUUCUCUUCUCUUCUCUCUUCUCUUCCAAAUAUUAAGAAUCAACAAGGGAGAAAUAUCCCACGCGCGCUCACGUCUCUAUUCUCUAUCCACCGUUCCAUUCCCAAAAACCCAACAAUACUCCAAUUCCAGUCAAUCAAUGGCUGCUGCUUCGUUAUUGCUCGAACCCAAUCCAUUGAAAUGGAAACAGAGCUUUCCAAUUCUACCUCCUCGUCCAAUCCCCAACAAUUACAGCCUCACCCUCACCAGACCCACCAACUUCACCGGAAUCAUAAACAUUCAGGGCUCGACCAAACUCAGCGUCAAAUGCUUCUUCCACGCCAAGAAACGUUCUUUCGACCCGGAACAUUGCUCUGAAUCGAUUACCAGACAAAACCCCGCGAACCCAUUUGAGGUUGUGGCCAAUACUGUAAUGAAGGCCUUGAAUGCGUUGAAGAAGCCAGCGAUUGCGGUGGUUUUGCUGGGGUUGUUGUUGAUGUACGACCCCAAUACGGCAUUAGCAGCCUCGGGCGGAAGGGUGGGGGGAAAGUCGUUCUCGUCGCGCUCGGGGGCGCCUUCUUCGUCGAGGAGCUACUCUGUGCCACCUUCGGCGCGCUCGGGGUUUUCUUACUCGGCGCCGUACUAUGGGCCCUCUCCAUUCGGGUUUGGCGGCGGUGGGGUUUAUGUGGGUCCGGCGGUUGGUGUGGGAGCUGGGUCCAGUUUCUUUCUGAUAUUCAUGGGUUUCGCUGCUUUUGUUUUGGUUUCGGGGUUUCUUUCGGAUAGGUCAGAGGAUAGUGUGCUUACUGCGACAGAAAAGACAAGCGUUCUCAAGGUUCAGGUCGGGUUGUUGGGCAUGGCGCGUGAUCUUCAAAGGGAUCUUGAUCGGAUUGCUGAAACUGCAGAUACCUCUACUCCUCAGGGCCUAAGCUAUGUGUUGACAGAGACAACACUAGCUUUACUUCGACAUCCAGACUAUUGCAUUUCAGGCUAUUCAUCUAUGGAUUUAAAGAAGAGUAUGGAGGAUGGAGAGAAGCGCUUUAAUCAACUUUCUAUUGAAGAACGUGGGAAAUUUGAUGAAGAAACACUUGUCAAUGUCAACAACUUAAAAAGGCACAGCACCAAAAGCCAGAGGGCAAGUGGAUUUAGCAAUGAGUACAUAGUGAUAACUGUUUUGGUGGCUGCUGAAGGAGUACAUAAGCUACCUGCUAUCAAUGGCGGUAAGGACCUGAAGGAAGCCUUGCAAAAACUCGCCUCAAUUCCCUCCAACAAAAUACUUGCAGUAGAAGUUUUGUGGACCCCUCAGAAUGAAAAUGACACUCUGUCAGAGCGCGAACUACUUGAAGAUUACCCUCUUCUCAGGCCUUUGUAAGAGUAUAUGCUGCUCAGUUGCAUCCUGUAUCAUCAACGGGUAUGAACUGAGCAAGAUCUCAUUAUCAAUUGGGCCAUUUGUAUAGGGUUAUAGUGUAUAGCUUACAAAAAAAUUAUACUAGUUUAAGAUUCCACUACUGGUCCUUGUGAUUUAUUAAUGUGUACAACUUUUGAGACAAGAAAAGUGCUCCAUGUUAUGAUUACAAUUUUGUUGGUAGGUUUGUGGUAAUGACCUUUGGCUUCAUACACGAGUCUGAUAUGAAAUCGUUGAACUACA
Messenger RNA from Humulus lupulus (European hop), 1647 nucleotides. RefSeq lists its product as uncharacterized. Gene Ontology annotation, cellular component: chloroplast. NCBI's taxonomy places the organism in Eukaryota, Viridiplantae, Streptophyta, Magnoliopsida, Rosales, Cannabaceae. The transcript is spliced from 6 exons. Bases 163 to 1371 code for a protein of 402 amino acids. The record is from RefSeq and is a predicted model, not a curated record.